This is a messenger RNA of Triticum aestivum (bread wheat), 1223 nucleotides long. RefSeq lists its product as uncharacterized. Bases 382 to 1026 code for a protein of 214 amino acids. Gene Ontology annotation, biological process: protein desumoylation; proteolysis. Gene Ontology annotation, cellular component: nucleus. The transcript has 4 exons. NCBI's taxonomy places the organism in Eukaryota, Viridiplantae, Streptophyta, Magnoliopsida, Poales, Poaceae. Gene Ontology annotation, molecular function: deSUMOylase activity. The record is from RefSeq and is a predicted model, not a curated record.
GUAAGUAAUCACAGCUGGGUUUCACUUGUCGUGCGUGCGUUCUUCACUUUUGUGCCGCCGCCUGCCGCCGCCUAUCUGCCCGGCAGCGUCGCACAGGGGGCGCCUCUCCUUCUCCCGCCCUGCGGAUCGCUCCGUCGCACACGAGCCGCCUCUCCUUCCCCCUCCCAUCGGUCGCCGUUGCCUGAGUCGCACUUGGGCGGCCGCUCCGUCUCCCGCCCUGCGGUCGCCGCCGCAAGAUCUUGGACGGCCCCCAAGAUCUUCAACGGCGCAGCCGGGCCGCGCCGCCCGGCGGCCCUCUCUCUCUGUCGCAGGAUCUUCUGACGGCGCCCGAGAUCGGUUCCUCCGCGCGUCGUGAUUGAGAUCCCUCGCAUAGAUAUCGGCAUGGCUGGUGAAGGCAUCUCGAUAGAUGAAUUUAUGGAGUACGACUCGAUGGUCAGGCAGACAUUUAAAAGUGAGAACGAAGCGUACAAGUUCUACUUAGCGUAUGCGAAGAGCAAAGGGUUUGGUGUUAGAAAGGGCAAUCUGAAAUAUAAGGGAAAUAAGGAGGCUGUUGUCAACUCCCAAAAGAGGGAGAUUCAAAUUCUGGACUCACUCCAAUCACGCAACAACCGCAAAGAAGUAAUUGCUGCGCUUCUUGGAAUGGAAACACAUAUUGAUAUAGCAGUGAUGGAAAAUGGAAUGCAAGGAAGUAGAUGGCCGGACACUCAAGUGGCUUCGUGGCCUAUCAAAGACUAUGAAGUGCCACAGCAAACAGAUGGCUGUUCCUGUGCUCUCUGGGUGUUGAAAUACAUCCAAUAUUGGACUGGAGUGAGAUUGUCGGCAAUAUUCAACCAGGAUGGCAUAACACAGUUCAGAAGAUGGCUUGCUGCUGCGUUGAUCAAUUCACCUCACAAUGAGUUGAAAGUUCGGAAGGCCAUACCAGCGUUUGACUUACAAGAUGAUUUAGAAGACCUCGACCUCGGAGGUGACGACGGACACAACGACAGCGGCCGAGAUGUCUCGGGAGACGAUGGUUCCGCACUAUAGUUGUGUGGUGCUAGACUUAGGGUAGAGUUAAUAGGAUCGGGCGUGGUGUGGUUUUUGCCCCGUAGACGGUUUCCACACUGUUUUCAAUUUUAUUACUUUAUCUAUACAGCGGAGAUGUAUCAAACAAUUCUUUUGGUUGUGCUACUUUAUCUAUACGGCAAAUUGCCGUAAAUUUACCUACUUUUAUCCGCAUUGAA